This is a messenger RNA of Pleurotus ostreatus (oyster mushroom), 1812 nucleotides long. RefSeq lists its product as uncharacterized. Bases 1 to 1812 code for a protein of 603 amino acids. The record is from RefSeq and is a predicted model, not a curated record. The transcript is spliced from 6 exons. NCBI's taxonomy places the organism in Eukaryota, Fungi, Basidiomycota, Agaricomycetes, Agaricales, Pleurotaceae.
AUGUCUGUGGACGGGACAGCGACCGGCAGCAACUUCGUUCAAGGUACCAUUACCAAGAACGGUGUUAGAGUUACCAAAGAGAGGCAGGCCAAGGAGACUAUUCAAGCUCAACUCCCAGCCGGUACUACAUGCACUGGCGGUUCCACAGGCAACAAAUGCAUCACGCAAUUCUUGAACGCCGCAAGUCAGAAAUUUGGUAAUUGUGUCGUGGCGGUGCCAAUGCGAACGCAAACGCAAAUGCCAACGCAAACGCAAACGCAAACGCAAACGCAAACGCAAACGCAAACGCAAAUGCCAACACAAACGCUUCUGCAGGCGGUGCCGCCGCAAACAGCAACGCCUAGGCCAACGGCUAGAGUCGCUACCGUCAAUACCAACAACCGGAACAAGUCGGCGACAAAUCGUAUGGGCACCGCACAGCGAACGAAGACGAACACCAACAAUAGGACGGCCAAUAACAAGAAUCGCGUCGCCAAAACCAGGGUUCAGGCCAAUGCCAAUGCCAACGCCAACGCGAGUGCUCAGGCGAAACUUGCCAAAGCUGGGGCCAACGCUCAGGCCAAAGCAAGCGCUAACGCCAACGCCAACGCCCAGGCCCAGGCCAAUGCCCGCGCCAAAUCCACCGCCCAAGCCAACGCCAACGCUCGUGCUAAGUCUACUGCUCAGGCCAAUGCCAAUGCCCGCGCCAAAUCCGCCGCUCAGUCCAACGCUAAUGCCAAUGUUCGCGCCAAAGCUUCUGCUCAAGCAAGCGCCAACGCCCGGGCCUCCGCCAAUGCUGCCGCCAACUCAAGAGCUCGCGCCGGUGCUUCUGCUCAAGCCAGUGCUAAAUCGUCUGCCUCAGCCAAUGCUGGUGGCCGCAACCGCAACACGAACUUCGUUUCCGCUUUGUCUUCAGCCGUCUCUGCAGGUGGCCGCACAACGCUGAGGACUGCCGUUAAUAACAAUGGCAACCGUGUCGCGGCAGUCAAGAGCUUCGGUCGCGCCCGACGAUCCUAUGUACGUGGCGCAGGACGAGAUAUCUAUAGUUGUCCUGUGCAACCCCGGGCCCGCCUUGAAUUGACCGUCGUGCGCGUGCGUGCGCGCGAGGGAGAUACGCCCGCGUCCCUGCAUUUCAGCAUCAUAGCGGCAUCGCCAACGAGUGGACGCUGUGGCAAAGGGGCCGUGACCAUGCUUCCACGAACAGCAACGGCUACGAGUACGACUAGCCUACAUUGCUGUCAGUAUAUGGCGAGCACGACGACGACGACGACAACGACGACAACGACGACGACGACUGUGAUCACUCACAGUUGCUAUGGCCCUCAAGUUGCGGGGGUUAUCCUCGACGUUCCCGUUCGCGGCGACUACGUAUGGGAUCCAGACCGGUCGAUGCAGCGACGACGACGACGGCACUCAGAGACGGGCACAAAGAACGGGUGGCUUUUGCUUUUGCUUUCAUUACUGACGACGUCAAACUUAGAACUCACAGGCGCCCUCCUGCAGUCGUUUGGCGUCGUUCACAGUCAGUCGCAGCAACCGAAGAGCGACGAUGGCAAGCCGCGCAGCCAGGUGAAUUCGAAUGUGUCGAAUCCUGGCUUUCAUGAUAUUUACCCUGCCAGACUUCGCGACAUAUACGAUUCACUCCAAAAUGCCGACGCUUGUGCAGCCGUGACCUCCGAAUUGAUUGCAUUGCUGGACAAGAUUCCAGCUGGUUUGGCGGACCGUGUUCUUUCUUCCGCCCUCGAGGUCAAAACACGCCACUCCUCAAUCCCACAGCUAGACCUCCCCAGUCGCAAACGCGAAAUCGAGCUUUGUUUUCAGUCGCGCGGUUGA